Molecule: messenger RNA, 2157 nt
Organism: Triticum urartu
Lineage: Eukaryota; Viridiplantae; Streptophyta; Magnoliopsida; Poales; Poaceae
Source: RefSeq, a predicted model, not a curated record
UCCCGUCACCAGCGAUAGGUUAGCAGCCUAGUGCAGCCAGCCCUAUUUGAAGCUCGGGCGAGGUCGACAUAUACCCGCCUGCAGCCGGCCGGCCACGAAGAGUGUAGAGAGAGACUAGCUAGCUAGAUAGAUAGAGAGUGAGCCUUGAGGAGGUAGCAGCGAUGGCGGUGGCGAACCAGAGCUUGGCCGUGGAGGAUGGCACCGGCACCGGCGCCGGCGGGCAGGAGUACACGCAGGACGGGUCGGUGGACCUCCGCGGCAACCCCGUGCUCCGCUCCAAGAGGGGCGGCUGGACCGCCUGCACCUUCAUCGUAGUGUACGAGCUGUUCGAGCGGAUGGCCUACUACGGCAUCGCGGCGAACCUCUUCAUCUACCUCACGGACAAGAUGCACCAGGGCACGGUGGAGGCGUCCAACAACGUCACCAACUGGUCCGGCACCGUCUUCCUCACGCCCCUGCUCGGCGCCUACGUCGCCGACGCCUACCUCGGCCGCUACUGGACCUUCGUCGUCGGCUCCGCCAUCUACCUCAUGGGGAUGCUGCUGUUGACACUGUCCGUGUCGGUGGGAGCGCUGAAGCCGCCGGAGUGCGUCGGCAAAGUCUGCCCGCCGGCGUCGGCGCUGCAGGCGGGGGUCUACUUCGGCGGGCUGUACAUCAUCGCCCUGGGCAACGGCGGCACAAAGCCCAACAUCUCCACCAUCGGCGCCGACCAGUUCGACGACUUCGACGCCCGCGAGAAGUCCCACAAGCUCUCCUUCUUCAACUGGUGGAUGUUCACCAUCUUCGUCGGCAUCCUCUUCUCCUCCACCGUCCUCGUCUACCUCCAGGACAACGUCAGCUGGUCGGUCGGCUACGGCAUCCCCACGCUCGGCCUCAUCGCCUCCAUCGCCAUCUUCCUCGCCGGCACGCCCGUGUACCGCCACAAGCUGCCGCAGGGCAGCGCCUUCACGCGCAUGGGCAAGGUGGUCGGCGCCGCGCUCCGCAAGUGGCGCCUCCCCGUGCCGGCCGACGCCAAGGAGCUGCACGAGCUGGAGCUGGAGGCCUACACGAAGAAGCACAAGUUCCGGAUGGACUCCACCAACUCCAUGAGGUUCCUCAACAAGGCCGCCGUGAAGGACGUCGUCGGCGGGUCAUCGUCGGCGGCGGCGAAGUGGAGCCUGUGCACGGUGACGGAGGUGGAGGAGACGAAGCAGAUCAUGAAGCUGAUCCCUCUGCUGGUGACCAUGUUCGUGCCGUGCACGCUGAUCGCGCAGACCAACACCCUGUUCGUGAAGCAGGGCACGACCAUGAACCGGCACAUGGGCGCGGGCAGCUUCGAGAUCCCGCCGGCCAGCCUCGGCGCGUUCGUGACGCUCACCAUGCUCGUGGCCAUCGUGGUGUACGACCGGGUCUUCGUCAAGGCGGUGCGGAGGCACACCAAGAACCCGAGAGGGAUCAGCCUGCUGACGCGGAUGGGCAUCGGGCUGCUGGUGCAGGUGCUGACGAUGGGCACGGCGUCGCUGAUCGAGAGCCAGCGGCUGAGCUACGCGCGGAGCCACGGGCUGCAGACCGGCGGCAAGCUCCGGCUGAGCAUCUUCGUGCUGCUGCCGCAGUUCGUGCUGAUGGGCCUGGCGGACGCGUUCCUGGUGGUGGGCAAGAUCGAGUUCUUCUACGACCAGGCGCCCGAGAGCAUGAAGAGCCUGGGCACGGCGCUGUCGCUGACGGCGUACGGCGUCGGCAACGUCCUCAGCAGCUUCAUCCUGUCGGUGGUGACAAGGGUGACGGGCAGGCGGGGGAGCCCCUGGGUGGCCGACAACCUCAACGCCGCGCACCUCGACUACUACUACGCCUUCCUCACGCUGCUCGCCGCCGCCAACUGCGUCGUCUUCGCCGUGCUCGCCCACCGCUACAAGUACAGGGCCGAGUCCACCGACACCAUCGACGUCGACAUGGACGUGCAGGCGAAGCGGGAGGCUGCCAAGAAGAUUCAUUCCGAACCAAUGGCUUAAUUACACACUUUCUUGUACUGCUACACAAUUUACUACUACUCCGAGCCAAUGGCUUAGUUAGCCUCUUCUGUAGUACUACUACAGUACACACGUACUAUAAACACACGUACAGUAUCAGCCUACAAGAUUGCAGCUAUAUCUAUAUACGCGACGACCUUUUCGUACAGUA